Astrephomene gubernaculifera is the source of this 1639-nucleotide messenger RNA. Lineage: Eukaryota; Viridiplantae; Chlorophyta; Chlorophyceae; Chlamydomonadales; Astrephomenaceae. The record is from the annotation of a GenBank genome assembly.
UGACAGCUUAUACAUAUAUUAGAUUAAGCUUGUCAAAGUCCUCUGAAUCGACCGCUGUGGGAGAUUGCCUAUAGUGCGGACACGGUCGCUGAUGAAGGCCCUUAGCUUGCACGGCCCCUGGGCCUACUAUGAACGAAAAGCUGCUGAAAACGAAUGUCGGAUUGUUGACCUGGAAGCAGAAGUCCGGCGCUGGAAGAUAGCGCAUGAUGACCUGCAGAAUAGGCUUGCUCAAGCAGAGGCUGACCAAAAGCGGCUGCAAGAAAAACAGCUUCCAUCGCUGUUGUCUGAGAAGGAACGAGCCAUAGGCGUCAUCGACAGCCUACAGGCGGAGUUGGCUCGGCUACGGUUGGAACGCACAGAGGAGCACAACCAGCUUACGGCACAGGUCUCGACCCUUACCGAUGAGCUACAGAAACUUUCCGCUGAAAACACGGUUCUGCGCUCAGAGCUGGCUAAGACCGUUCACCAAAAGCAGCUGACAUCGAGCAAGCUGGACCAAAUUCGCAAGAAGCUUGGACUCACCGAGUCCGAAGCUAAGGCAUUCAUCCAGGAGCUGGACGAGGCGCGCGCUUCAAGCAAGGUGCUGCGAGAGGAGAACAAGGAACUGGCCGCGGACAACGCGCACCUGAAGGGGCAGGUGGAGAGCCGCUCGCAGCACUGCAUGACGCUCAUCGGGGAGAACAAGCGGCUGCUGGAGCAGGUGGCCGAGCUGCGCCUGCAGCUGCAGCGGCAGCAGGGGGAGCUGUGGGCGGCCAAGACGGAGCACCACACGGCGGCAGCGGCGGUGCGGCAGCUGCAGCAGACGGCCACGGCGGGCGCGAGGAAGCAGCUGGUGGUGCGGGAGCGGCCGCCGCAACAGCAGCAGGGCGCAGAGGGGGCAGCGGGGACGACGGGUGGAGACGGAGGGGGAGUCGCCACAGCGCCGGCGGUGAUGGGCACGGCGGCAAAGCGCGGGGCAGGCGGCAGCCAGAACCGACCGCCCUGGACUGAUUCCGCCAGCGGGAAAGCAGGUGGCGCGGGGGCAGCAUCCACCAAGACCACGCACGUACCUGUCGGCGUCGCAUCUGUCGUGGGUACGGACGCUGCAAAGGCUGGGAUUGUACGGCAAGCCCUCGCGGUACGGCAACAACGCCUUGUAUCCGCGCAAAAGCAACAACCUUGAUAGACGGAUGCAAUAAAAGCACGGUAACGAACGGUACUGUACCGUGCGUUUAUGAAUGGGUGGUAGCGUUAUGCUGGUUACAGUGAGGCCCCUAAUUGCCGCCAUCAACGGACAAGCGGUGCCCAUUGGCUCCUGGUGUGCGACUGACUGUUUGACCCCAGCGAAUUGACAGAUGAGGCUUGACAUAUGAAUGUAAACGGCGUGGAUGACGCCUUCAUUUGUUAUCAUAUCGGCGCAUGCGCCUAAAUGACUGCAGGGCGUGAUGGGCACGAGGGGCCCCGCUGGUGAUACGCUUGCGUGGCUGGAUCCACCUCGCACCCACCUGCGGGAUAUGUACCUUGUAGCAUGGCGACUGGGGACCGAGUGCUGCUACGCCCAUGCACCGUGAUGUGCGUGUUGUGCUGUAAGCAACACAGUGUUUACUUGCGGGCAUUAGAACCUGUGGAGGACUGGGGGUUCCCCAUCUGUAUUUGUGCG